This is a messenger RNA of Necator americanus (New World hookworm), 1017 nucleotides long. RefSeq lists its product as uncharacterized. The coding region runs from base 1 to 1017 and encodes 338 amino acids. NCBI's taxonomy places the organism in Eukaryota, Metazoa, Nematoda, Chromadorea, Rhabditida, Ancylostomatidae. The record is from RefSeq and is a predicted model, not a curated record. The transcript is spliced from 9 exons.
AUGCCGCGGUUGUUAGGCCUAUUAGCUUUAAUCACUUCUGUACAUUGCCAAUUGGACUGUGAUAUUUUAGAUCCAGCUUGUAGAGCCUUAUAUAGAAAUGGAGGAAGGCAUGAUUUGCGACGGAGAGUGAAAAGUCACUGCAAUUAUCAGGAUAUUUGGUUGAUACCAGGUCGAGCAGAUGCGUCCUGCACACGACCUGGUGCCAAAAGAGUACUAGAAAUCAAUCCUGGCCAGGUUAGAAUCAAACCAGACGUGGUGCGGCUGCCUGGCUGUUUUACACUUGAAAUCAAGAACUUACGAGUGAAAGACGACCCUGACAUUAUUGGCAACUCGUUCUUUGCCAAAGCAGAGUAUCAGUGGUGGAAUGUGAAGGAUUUCUCAAAUUUGAAAUGUCAGAAUGCUUCAAAUAAUGGUUGUGGUGGUUAUGGGAAUAACUGUUACUACUGUGACGUAUGUCAGUCAUUGUCCGAAAUCGAUAACGGCGAUGCCGAAAUGUCUGAUUCCAUAGCGAAUCAACUGCGAGGGAUCAGUUGUCCGCAACGGCCAGGCUUCUAUACUUUUAGAAAAGAGUUUUGCUUUAAUGACUGGAGCGCUUUCGAUACCGAUGGCGACUGUGAGAUGGAUUUCUUACAAGGCGAUAAAGGUGACUACAAAGGUGCCCUGUCAAGUUUGCAACAAGUUGGCUACGGCUCGGUUAUUGCAAAGAUUCGUCUGGCAUUCAAUGCAACUGGGAAUAUUGAACGGAAACGGCUACUGAAAGAAGCUCAAAUUGAGGAAAGCGUGGCCAGGGAACUUGAAGAACGUCGACGUACUUGGGAUGUCAACAACGGUCAAUUUGACAAGUUUAGUCAGUGGUACAUCGAAUACCGAAAGAACAUCUGGCAUAAAGAUGACUAUCUACCAUGGCUGCUGUACGAGAACGAGAUCUCUUGCCUUAAACUAACGUUUGACGUCUGCGAGAAACCACCGCGCCGAAUCAACUUCGGUGGACGUAUUAGAUAUACAUGCGAAAACUAG